UCUUCUAUAGCAUGCCGUUUAAUAACCACCUAUCUUUCACAAGGUUCGUAAAUAGAUGUGAGAGAAAUUUAGAAACCGAAUCUAUGGUUGAAUUAUUCAAAUGCCAUGGAAUAUUUGAUCGAAGAUAGUGCAACAAAACGUAAAGGCAUUUCCACAACAGCUAAAAUUUGUAUAGCGGCUACUGGUGGAAUUGCUGUUGGACUGAGUGUUAUUUGUGCGUCCUUUGUAGCGCCUGCUUUUCGACGAAUAUGCCUUCCUUACGUACCCGCCACCAACGAGCAGGUUAGAAAUGUGCUCAGCUUCUUACCUAAGAACUCGCGAAGCAAGUUAUUGGACAUAGGAUCCGGUGAUGGCCGAAUUGUUAUAGCUGCCGCUGAAAAUGGACUACUUGCCGACGGAGUUGAAUUGAAUCCUUGGCUAGUUUGGUAUUCCCGCCUGUCAGCUCUACGGCAAGGUGUGCAGGGACAAACGAAAUUCUUUAGGCGAGAUCUGUGGAAAUACAGCGUAGCGCCGUAUGAUUAUGUAGUUAUAUUCGGGGUGGAACAGAUGAUGAAAGACUUAGAAAAUAAGCUAAUUGCGGAGGCACAGAGUAAUUCAAAAAUUAUUGCGUGCCGCUUUCCACUUCCGAAUUUGCAACCACAGCGUGUUACUGGAGAUGGCGUUGAUACCGUUUGGUUUUACGAUUUAGAUAAGGCCAAACCAAAGAGCAGUGAGACGACAAACUAGAAAAAUAAAAAAAUUUACACUCUUCGACAAAAAAAAUACCACUGUUUAAUUUUAUCAAGUUUUUAUUCGCUGGCUGUGUAUUUUUGAUAUACUGCUGCAGGUGGACACAAGCUGAACACGAGAAAUAAGACAGCAAAUUACUGAUAACUGCUUACAUACAUAUGUACAUAAAAAGUGCAUACAUUUUUACAAUACAUAUUUUAUUAUUCGAAUGGAGUAAGAAGUCAGUCAGAGAGCAAA
Molecule: messenger RNA, 966 nt
Organism: Anastrepha obliqua
Lineage: Eukaryota; Metazoa; Arthropoda; Insecta; Diptera; Tephritidae
Product: ATP synthase subunit C lysine N-methyltransferase
Exons: 3
Coding region: 106-726 (206 amino acids)
Biological process (GO): peptidyl-lysine trimethylation; positive regulation of proton-transporting ATP synthase activity, rotational mechanism; regulation of mitochondrial ATP synthesis coupled proton transport
Cellular component (GO): mitochondrion
Molecular function (GO): protein-lysine N-methyltransferase activity
Source: RefSeq, a predicted model, not a curated record